CAUGACGUGCGCUCGGACGCAGCAACAAACCAAACCCCCUAAAAGAUACAUAUCUCACAAACCGUCUCUCUCUUCUGUCUUGAGGUCAACAAAGCUCAAUUCGUCGCAGUCGCGAGGGUCAGAAUCAACCGAACACUUAAAGGUUCAAACCGGUUGUAAAAAUUAGUCUGGGACAACAGAGUCACUGCAGAUGGAGGUAGACGGGAUGGAAGAUGAAGGACCGUCCCAGAGUGAAGAUGUUCAGUCGGCACUGCAGGAAUCCCUGGAUCCGGAGAUGUCAGAGCCUCUAGAUAAUGUGUGUGUGGAUAAGGAAGCAGUGGAUAAACUCACAGAGGGAUUUCUCUCUCACUACCUACCAGAUCUUCAGAACUCUAAACGAGCACUUCAAGAGCUCACACAAAAUCAGCUGAUAUUGUUAGACACACUGGACCAGGAAGUCACCAAGUUCAGGGAAUGUAAUGCCUUACCCGACCUCAAUUCAUUGUUUACAGAGGCAAAGGUUUACCACAAUAAACUGGUGAACAUAAGGAAAGAGAUGAUCGUGCUCCACGACAGGACAACUAAGCUAAAGAAAAGAGCGUUGAAGCUGCAGCAGCAGAAGCAGAAGGAGGCUCUGGAGAAGGAGCAGCAGCGUGAGAAGGAGCUGGAGAGAGAACGGCAGCUUGUUGCCAAACCUGCUAAAAGAACAUAGGAUCCCCAAGCACUGUAUGCCUGCUGUAUUAAAUGACAAGACAGGUGGUUUAGCAUGUUUUGGCCUAUUUAUUACAUUUUAACAAUACAGCAUUACAUUAGUGCUGACCAUUUUCCAAAGCGCUUGUAUUUUAGUUUUUAGUGUUUGGAUCUUAAUUUGACAGAAUACACUAGAGAAUCAGAGAAAACAGCAGCACUAUGAUUUCCAAACAUAUCCCAACUGGAGUCUUUGUGGUUAUAUGAAAAUGAUGGGGUGUCGAGGGGCCCCAACACCCCAUAAUUUUUAUCAAUGUGUUUCCCUGCCAUCCAGGCAGCUAUUAAAUCCACUUGAAAUGAGCUUAAUACAUAAUAAUGAUAAUAAUCAUCAUCAUGACACUGAAAAUACUGAAAUACAUUUUUUAAUUUUGAGGGACAGCUACUGCAAACAUGUCGUAGGACAUACAAAGCUGUUAAAAUAAGAAUGGUUUUAAACAUACAUUUGGUUUGUCUUUGUUUCCAGCAGCGUUACAGACUUUGACUUUGAGGAUGUGAGUGGUUAUCCAGUAGCUUGACCCCUGUUGUUUAUUCACUGCUAUACCUACACUGCAGUAGGAGCCAAACUUGCAGCAAGCAACUUUUUUUAUCUGGAAAGUGUGAAACAGUCUUUAUUGAAAGAGAUGAUGGGAAACAUGCUUUGGAAAAUGGUCCACUUAAUAAACAGCAUAUGUGAUUCUGAGUAAAGGGGCUAAAACUUGCUAAACAGAUCCUUUAUUUCUGACAUUACCAAGCUCACCACAAACCAAAGACAUGGACUAAAUCAUGAAAUGCUGGUACUUGUCACUAUCGACGUGUGACGACAAAAACUCAAGCACUUCGCUGAGAGUGUCUUUUGCAACCGUCACACAAUGACCAGGAGGAGACUCACUGUGUUUACUAUCUUUAAAAAGUGUUAAUGUGUUGUUCCCUGGGCCCCUUGCCCUAUUAGUGUUGAAUGUUGUUUAAAAUCAAAUAGAUCUGCACUAAAUUUGACUGACUGUAUUACUGGGGUCCAGUAAAUAUUGUAAUUGAUAAUAAUAUGCGCCAAACUUUGCCCGAAACCAUACACAGAAUCUGUAAAGUUGUUAAACCUUUCAAGAGGCUUCUAUGCACUACUUAUGUCUCCACUGUUUGUACCAUUAAUGUACCAUUAAUAAUAAAAGCAAUGCAGACUGG
This is a messenger RNA of Scophthalmus maximus (turbot), 1881 nucleotides long. It is a transcript of the gene bloc1s6, whose product is annotated as biogenesis of lysosomal organelles complex-1, subunit 6, pallidin. Gene Ontology annotation, cellular component: extrinsic component of membrane; BLOC-1 complex; transport vesicle. NCBI's taxonomy places the organism in Eukaryota, Metazoa, Chordata, Actinopteri, Pleuronectiformes, Scophthalmidae. The record is from RefSeq and is a predicted model, not a curated record. The coding region runs from base 191 to 691 and encodes 166 amino acids. Gene Ontology annotation, biological process: intracellular transport. The transcript is spliced from 6 exons.